UCUCUAUAUAAAUGGAGCAGAGGCUCUGUGUAUAACAGUCGAAAACGACUCGCGAACGCGCGUGCCUAUGUAUCGCUGAUAAGAGAUCGGUCCGUUUGGUUUGACGGAAGAUAAAAACAUGAAGAUUUCAUUGCUAAUAAGUUUCAUAAUAUUGUUGUCUUGUGAGUGGAGUGAGGGAACGCCUACAAGACAAGUGGUGAAGCCCACCAACGAGGUGGCGGAUAACGGCUUGGAUGACACGGAUCUACUGCUCGCGUUCGUGGUUUUCCGUCAUGGGGAUCGCACACCAGACCAGGAUGAGCUGGCGUUGUACCCCGACGCUGAAUCUUCCAACAAAAAUAUAUUCUUUCCAUUUGGAAAGAAAGCGCUGACAAAUAAAGGCAAACAGCGUGGCUUCGCUGUAGGGAAAUACUUGAGGAAACGUUACGACGGUUUCCUAUCCCGAUUGUACCUGCCGGACGAGAUUACUGUGCGGACUACCGCAUUUGAUAGGACGAAGAUGACCGCCCUCACUGCACUCGCAGGACUAUACCCGCCGCCACCAGCGCAAAGGUGGAACCCACUUCUAGACUGGCAGCCUGUUCCCUACGAUACCCUAGACGGAGAUACCGAUGAUCUGCUAUACUACUACAAUUGUCCACGGUAUAUCGCACUUAGAGAUCAAGUGUACCAGCAGCCGGAAAUCAAGGAAUCCUUGGUUCCUUACGAAGGCUUGUUUCACUAUUUGCAGAAGCACACUGGAAUGAAUAUAACGUCUCCUGAACAAGUGUUUUAUUUAGAUAAUCUUUUCCAGACAUUGAGAAACGUUGGUGUAAAUCCACCGAAAUGGGCACAAGAAGUAAUGCCGGAAAUAAAGGAAGUCACCAAGAUCGAAUAUGCAGCUGAAUUUUACACCCCUGAACUUGUGCGUCUAGCAUCAGGUAUUUUCAUGGAAGGAUUAAUAAAUGCCAGCAAGUCAUAUAUAGCUGGAGAUACAGAACAACCGAAAACGCGGUUGUAUUCAGCUCACGAGAACAACGUAGCAGCCGCCAUGGCGGCAGCCAGAGUGUUCAUACCGCAUCAACCACAAUAUGGUUCUACAAUAUCUAUAGAAUUCAGGAGGGACAAAUCAACGGGCAGUUACGGUUUUGCGGCGGUGUAUUCUCCUGAGGCAGGUGGGCCGGGAAAAAUCCUCACUGUUGAUGGUUGUGACGGCAAGGCGUUAUGCGACUACGACAAAUUUCUCACUCUAGUCCAGGAUGUGCUAAUGUCAAAGGAAGAAUAUAAGGCUGAAUGUGCAAUACUGCCUUAAAUUAGUGGAAAUUAUAACUGCUGAUUAUGUUACCGAUAUUAUUUAUUGAGACUUUUAUUAACUUUAUUACCGAACUAUUCUUAUUUUUCCAAGAAGUAAAAAAUGAUCAGAUAAUUCAACAUCACCUGAAGGUAGGCUGGUAGAGAAUGCUUAUGCCAUUAAGUACACCUGUAUAUAUAUAAUACAUUUUAAAUAUAAGUAAAUACAAUGGUACUCUUACCAGUGGAAAUAAAUAACGUGUAACAAUAAAGUGGCUGUGAAACUUAAAGGA
Manduca sexta (tobacco hornworm) is the source of this 1562-nucleotide messenger RNA. Its product is annotated as venom acid phosphatase Acph-1-like. Gene Ontology annotation, molecular function: phosphatase activity. Gene Ontology annotation, biological process: dephosphorylation. The transcript has 7 exons. The record is from RefSeq and is a predicted model, not a curated record. NCBI's taxonomy places the organism in Eukaryota, Metazoa, Arthropoda, Insecta, Lepidoptera, Sphingidae. Bases 119 to 1291 code for a protein of 390 amino acids.